GGCCACUCCAAGGGAGAUAACUCGCAUCAUUUAUUUGGCUCGAGUCGAGAGGAAAGAUGGCGACGUCGAAAGGCUCGCAACCUCUGGACACACGGUCUGAACUGAUCGAGCUUGUGCGACGGCGAGCGGAAAUCGCGGAAACUCUUGCAAAUCUUGAACGACAGAUUUAUGCAUUUGAAGGCAGCUACCUGGAAGACACUCAACUAUAUGGAAAUAUCAUCAAAGGCUGGGAUCGCUAUCUGACUAACACUAACAAAGCAGAUAAACGUAACAGAAAAUUUAAAGAAUCUGACCGAUUAUUCUCUAAAUCAUCAGUCACAUCAGCUGCAGCUGUGAGUGGCAUAACUGACCAGUCUGAGAGAAGCAGGGACCCUCAAAGCCCUGAUGCCAAUGGCAGUUUAAAUGUAGGCACUCCGAACUCACAAAGCAAUGGAGCCAGCUCACCUACAGACAGUGUAGGUGGUCACUCAGGGCCAUCUUCUAACCAUGCUGCUGGCAAAAUUAUGAAAAAUGCAGGACGCUAUAAAAAAGGGAAAAGCAAAGGUCGAAACAGAAUGGAUCCUAAGCAACGGAAAGGCAAAGACAGCAACUCCUAGCGGUAAACAUAAUGGUAGCAGAGGAAAUAAUGCUGGACAAUACAAGAGGAGGCCGUGUGUAGCUCCAUGGUAAACUGUUGGUGCAUGAUUUCUGCAGAGGACUGGACCUAAAUGCUGCAUGCUGGAAAACAUUGAUGACAUCCAUCAGAGCACUUUUAGUGAAUCUGCUUGAUCCUGUCAAGUUCAGAGUGGGAAAGGGAGAGAAUUCUUGUCACUUGCUUCUGCAUCAAGAUUCCUUUUCUUUCAUUAUUCAUUUAGUACCUUUUAGGCUUGUUUUUUUUCCCCCUUUAUGAUCUUUCACUAGGGUAAAUAAUUUCAGUGUAAAUACUCUCUUCUACACCAGCUAUUAAUGCUCUUCUCUUUUUCCCCUACUGUCAGUAAAUUUGCUUUCUUUAUCUAAGUUCACUGCUAGCUAUCAACUGUUCAUUUCAUUGUAACCAUUUACAUCAUUGUGUUAUUAUUGGUUGUCACAGAUCUGUGUAACUUACACUCACUCUUGACUUUCCUGGACAAAGGACUUUGAAUGUGACAAAAUGAAAAAUAUCCUUCUAACACUAACUUCAAUUUUCACAAUGCAUUUGAAGUAUGUACCAGACUCAUUGGGUGGAAAUUACAGGUGGAAAAAUAGAGGAGAGAAGGUGAAACAUAAAUGAGAUAAAGAAACACAACCAAACCUAAUCUCCACUGUCACAGGUUGGAAUUAAAAUUAUAAAUAUCCUUGGUUUCACCUUAAACAAUGUCUUCAAUCAAACAGCCCAGUGAAUUAACAGGCCUUUAUGCUGUAGCAAAAUUGCAAUAUUCUUGGUCUGUUGUCUCACCGUAAUAAGAGAAUGAGGAUUGGGUCCUGGCCCAGCCAUCUUUCCUUCUGGUAGUUGUAAAUAUAUAAAUACUGCAGAUGAUCACUGUUGGCAUCAGGGUUUUAAAGUUAAUUCUACUUACAAUAGGGCAAAAGUCACUAUGACAUGGGCUCAAACUUCCUGUUCCAAAACAUCUGUGAAGUUAAAAUUAGGGUCACAAUAUGUCAAAAAAACUAAGGUAUGCCACCCUUUCUGACAAGGGAUCUAUCUAGGCAAUGUUUAAAAACAGUAGGGCAGUAUGUCACAUGGGAAGCUACUGCUGGGUUGACAGUAUCUUUAAUAUGUGCCAGUUGCUGAUGGUGCACUCUGGGGUCACUGUGGGUAAUAUUGCCUGACAAAGGCAGAGGUUAAACGCAGUUGCUGGGUCAAGCGACAAAUACAAUGUUUUUCAAAUCAGAUCAGGCUCUCCAAGACAGGCAGGCACAUCCCAUUUAGUCAUGGGUCCCAAGCAGUCCUGCCUAGGGGAAGAUCCUGUAAAUCAGCACAUUUAUUCAGUGCUUAAAUCACAUUUGUCCCUCAAGAGGCAUCUUGCUUUAGGGUAAAGCUAAUGGUCACAUAUUUUUUUAACGUGGACUUUAUUUUUUACAACUAAGUGCCGAGCAUUAACAAAGUCACAUAAUGUAAGGUACACAUAAUCAUAAUUUUCAUUCAUCCAUCUCACAAAAGGCAGUACAAAAAUACGUAAAUCACAUGAUGGUGAUUUUCAUUUAUCCAACUCUAGUUAAUCAUACAAAAAGGCUACCUUGAUUGAUGAGGCCACAUGUGUUUCUUUACAACCGUGGCAUGCAUAUGUUUUCACAAGCACAAUUGACCCCUGAAUGCUUGCUAGUACAAAGUUUUUUCCAAGCCCAUACUUAGUGAACACACUAGUCACUCAGAAUGUUUCAUAAUGUUCUUUUUAAUUCUUUGUCCCCAUUUAUGGUAGUAGAAUAUUUUCUUUCAUGUGAAGUUUUAGGUCUGACGUGGAUUGGUCUGUGACAUUAUUUAGUCCUUUAGACAUGCUUAAAGAUGUUUUUGCAACAUCUAAAUAAAAUGUAUCUGCUGCACUUUUUAAAAUUCCUUCCCACUCCCGCUUACCCAGCCACUACUGGAAAGAGAUAUUCAUGUACCUUGAGCCUUGUUUGAAAUUGUUUUCAGUAUGUUAAAGAAAAGAUAAUGUUAAUAUGUUUUGAAAAAAAAAAGUGUUAGCAUGCUGGGUACAUUUUUGUCAAGGUUUGGAAUGUCAGUUCACAUAUAGCUGUUGAUCUUGAAAUGACGUUAUGAAUGCCAUAUUGGCAGUGUGUGUGGAUUUUUUUUCCCCCUGUAGUAAGACUUGUCUGUGUGUGCCAUAUUUCCUUUAAAAUUAAUCAUGUGUGAACUUCUCAUAGGAGUGAUUCAGUGGGUGAAUUGUGCAUUGAUGGGUGAGAAUGCAAGCUAGCUGGCUGAGAAGAAAAACUGUGUGUGUGUGGGGGGGGAUUUGCGCCAUUUCAUAAAAAAAAAUGUAUGACCAACCUGUGGAACAAGAAACGGGAUAUUGUGGAAUGUUAAUGAAGUACAAUGUUUUUAUUCAAUGAGAAAUGCACAAUAAAGUUUUAACACUUUUU
Pomacea canaliculata is the source of this 3036-nucleotide messenger RNA. RefSeq names its product chromatin modification-related protein MEAF6-like. The transcript has 7 exons. NCBI's taxonomy places the organism in Eukaryota, Metazoa, Mollusca, Gastropoda, Architaenioglossa, Ampullariidae. Bases 57 to 596 code for a protein of 179 amino acids. Gene Ontology annotation, cellular component: NuA4 histone acetyltransferase complex. The record is from RefSeq and is a predicted model, not a curated record.